Molecule: messenger RNA, 2698 nt
Organism: Malurus melanocephalus (red-backed fairy wren)
Lineage: Eukaryota; Metazoa; Chordata; Aves; Passeriformes; Maluridae
Gene: DRC10
Product: IQ motif containing D
Exons: 4
Coding region: 1253-2440 (395 amino acids)
Molecular function (GO): protein binding
Source: RefSeq, a predicted model, not a curated record
AUGAUGAGGCCCCAACCCCGGUCACUGGGCGGCAGGCGGUUCCUCAUUGGCCAGCGGCGCUGCCAAUCAAGCAAUGGGCGCCGCUGACAGGCGGGGCCUGAACGGGGGCGGGGCCAACGCAGCUCGCUGUGAACCGCCGGAAAGGCCCCGCCCCUCGGGUCGCCUGGCAACGAGAGGCACCGGCGGCGGGAUCGGGAUCGGGAUCGGAAUCGGGAUCGGGAUCGGGAUCGGGAUCGGGAUCGGGAUCAGGACCGGGAACGAGAGCGGGACCGGCAUCAGAACUAACUGCGCUGCCGGGGCUGUCAUGCCCCAGUAACCGACUCCAUAGACACCCCGUCCCACCCCCGGGAUGCUCCGGGGCCGCUUAUCCCACAGGUCCCUCGGAUCGUCCCACCCCGGCCCCCCGAGCCGCCCGCCCCUCACGCGGGGAUCCUCCCCACGGGCAAUCACCCYCCCGGCCUCUCACUGACCCCCAGUCCCUGGGUCCUACUGCUGUCCCAAACCCACACGGAGGGGACACUUCAUUCCCUGUCCGCGCUCCCCCCUCCAGCUGCCCCCUGUCUCCUCCCUGCCUCCUCCCUGCUUCCUCCUCUUGCCCCCGUCCCUGCCAGCCCUGCCAGAUCCCCUCUCCCUCUCGCAUCCCAUCCCUCUGGCAGUGCCAGGCUUGGAAGGGUAGUGGUUUCCCAUAGAAGUUUUUCACUGGGAACCCUGCCCUUCCCACCGAGGUGGCCCCAGGAUCCUUCAAGCCCCUCUCCACACCCUUCUGGGGACUGCAGAGCUGCAGUUUGUGCUGCUCCACCUCAGCUCUUCUCUACUCAGAAGUUGUUGGGAGCUUUUUCCCUACCACCCUUCAAAGCCAAGAAUCCAUCGCCCCCUUCCCACAGGUGUCUGACAACCGUUUUGGGUCAGAGAAGCUCUAAUCCAUGACCCUAUGUUCUGAUCCCCAUGUUCUGAUCCCACGCUCAGACCCAGAGACAACUCCAGUGUAGUCUGGAAUGCUCAUAUUUUCCCAAAUUACAUUGUUUCUCUAAUGCUGUCACCGUGUUUUCGUUUUGGAGAGAAAAUACAAGCAGGGAAAUUAGGAGACAGCAGCAGCACAGGGACUUUGAUUUUCUUCUGGACCCUCAUCUUGUGAAGAGCUGCUGUGUCUUUUCUARACCUCAAACUACUCAGCCCACAGGUGUUUAACUGAAUCCAUCGCAAGAGGGGAUCCAGCUGCAUUCCAAGAAUCCUUGUGAAGUAAAGAGCUGYGAUGAAGAGCAUGGCAACUCCAGGGAAGGCAGGGGUCCCAUUAGGUAUCAUGAAGUGGUUAGAUCCAUGCCAGUUAAAGCCUGACUGCACAGAGACAGAAAGAAUCCUAACUGUCCUGGAUGAGACCAUCGCCAAGUUGGAGAUCACCAGGUUGAUCCCACGGGUUAUUCACUCCCUGGAGAGGUUUUCAAGGAUGCUGGGACCUGAAAUCACGAGAAGCCUUGUGGAGCAUCAAAAGCUCUCAAUGGAAAUCCAGCACUUGCUCACCAGCCCGGGGGAUGAGGAGAGCAGGAAAGCUGUGGAACAACACCUGAAAUGUUCCAUGAGAAACAUUCUGAGGCUCAUCCUGGCCAACCCUUUGCUUUACCAUGGACUGAAAUAUGAAGUUUGGGUGAGACAGUCAGCAGCUGAUGUGUUUAUCAAAGCGUUUAUGGAGUUCCGGGAUCUCACGCUUGAGAGGCUUCUGACCAGUCCUGAUGAAGAGAAGCAAAAGGUUCAAUUCAUGAAAGAGACGACCCUCCAGCUUAAUAAAAACAUGGGAACGAUCUCAGCUCUACAGGCAGAGCUGACAGAAGCCAUCCAGACUCGAGAUGAAGAGGUUAACAAGAAGGACAAAAUUAUUGAAAACCUCAAAAUCAGCAUGGAAAAUCUGUCCAAGGAAUGCGAGGCUGAAAUCCAGCAGAUCAUGAAGGAGGGGGAAAAGCAGAGAAAACUGGAUGAGGAAGCCUCCCAGAUCAGGUGUGCCAAGCUGGAGGAGGAUGUCCUGCGCCUCAGAGCAAAGCUCAAAGCAGUGGUGCUGGAGCAUCGAGCCUCAGAGCUGGUUCUCAGGAAGGAGAAGUGCAACACGGAGAGUGAMAUUGAGAAAUGGGUCCAGAAAUAUGACAAAGACAUGGCAGAAAGACAGGCCACUUACGACGAGAUUGAGGCUGAGUACAACGAGGAGAAGGCCCAGCUGGCCCUGCUGAUGGAGAAACAYGCUACACUGAUCCAGGAGUACGACUCAAUCCUGGAGGAGCGCAGGAUACUGAAGGAGAGGGCGGAGGAGGCUGAGCGGAUUUUGGCCAACAGGAACCGUGCAGCUGCCUGCAUCCAGGCCUACUGGAAAGGCUACUUGGUACGCUCCACCUACAAGGCAGAGCUGAAGAAGGCCAGGGCCAAGGCCAGGGCCAAGGGCAGGGGCAAGAAAUAAAGCCCCAAAUCCCUUUUCUCUCCCUGGCAAAGCUGCUGGGUCCAAGCUCUUCCAGAUAAAAGCAUUAAAUUGUUAAGGUUGGAAAAGAUGCUUAAGGUCAUCAAGUCAAGCYGGUACCAACCUGUUCACCACCAACCCAUGUCCUCAARUACYGCAUCCACAUGUUUUAUGAACACUUCCAGGGAUGGUGACUCCAUCACUUCCCUUGGCAGUCUGUCCCACGUGAAAGUUUUCUUAAUAUGUAAUAUAAACCUCCUC